AUGAAACCAUCUAGUUCCAAUACUUAUAAUCCAAUCUCUCCCAUUGAACCCGAGAAUCCAGCCGUCAAUCAUGCCAUCAUUGUAAAAAGUAGUAAUACAAAGUCGCGUGUAGAGACACAAAUUAAAAUGACCCUUCAACUUGUCGGUAAUCAAUGGUCUUGGCUUCGAGUGCAUGAAUCUUUGCUCUCAAAGAAAAAAAUAAAUCGACAAAUCAAAGAAAAUGAAUUACAUUUAGAAGCGUUUGUGGUGGCGGAUAGUAACCCAAACCAAAAAGUCAGCAUGUGUCAAGGUUGUGUCAGAAGAGAGCGCAAAAGAGCACAGAGAAGAAAAAAACCUGUAGUAGAUGACCGACAAAGAAUCUUGUUGUUUAAUUGUGAUCCAUUGAUUGAUUUCUCUCACGGUGAAGCGGUAUUAUUAACUCGCAUUACUUGUUACUGUCGUCACCAUAACGAGCGCAUAGGGUUUCGUAUUCAGUUUAGAAUGAGGAAUGAUAAGGGCGUCGUAAUUGCAACAGGCGAGUCAUCUCCCAUCAUGGUCACAGAUGAUCAUAAGAGUUAUACCAGUCCCCCUGAAAAAAAAUACAGUGUCUUCCCUACCCCAUCCCAUGUAUCAUGCAGUGCUGUCGAAACUCAUCAAGCCAUAAUACACCGGCCACCUGUUAUCCACCUUCCAAUUUUAGAUUCAAUCACUCCUUGCCGAGGUUCUGGAUGGGGUGGUCAAAAAGUCACCAUUAUUGGUUUUGGAUUUCAUGGCUAUUUAGUUCCUAUGUUUAACAAACGAGAAGCUAUUGUACUUGGUUGGUCAUCCACUGAAAUGCAUUGUAUUUUACCGCCAGCGGAGCAAUCUGGACCAGUGAUUGUAUCUUUUAAGCAUCAAACAUUAAAUACAACACACCCAUUGUUUUAUUAUACCGAACAAGAGAAUACGAGUAUUCUUGAUCUUGCGAUGAAAAUAACAGGAAUUCAAAAUCAUAUUGCUAGUCAUUCGUUGGAGAUGGAUGUGAUUCAACUCCUUUCUGAAAGUCAGGCAUAUGUCUUGAAUGCAACAACAGAUGGUGGACAGACACUAUUGCAUUUGGCGAGCUAUUUCAAUUAUACACACUUGAUAAAGUUUUUAAUCGCAAGGGAUUUAAGCUUGGUGUAUUUGCAAGAUCAUAAUGGAUUAUCGGCACUUCAUUUUGGUUGUCUUAGGAAAUCCUCAGAAGCCAUGUGCACCUUGCUAAAAUGGGGUGCUUCUAUUGCAUUAAAGUCUGUCAUUGGUACUCCCAUGGAUAUUGUCUCUACUUUGUUGACGCGUGAUAUCACAAUAGAUAAAACAGAAAGUGAUUGGAUACCUAAUUUGUUCAUUAACAUGGCAACUGAAUAUUAUGAUUCUAAUAUGAGACUUAUGAAUCGAUGUUAA
This is a messenger RNA of Mucor mucedo, 1401 nucleotides long. RefSeq lists its product as uncharacterized. NCBI's taxonomy places the organism in Eukaryota, Fungi, Mucoromycota, Mucoromycetes, Mucorales, Mucoraceae. The record is from RefSeq and is a predicted model, not a curated record. The transcript has 7 exons. Gene Ontology annotation, molecular function: protein binding. The coding region runs from base 1 to 1401 and encodes 466 amino acids.